This is a messenger RNA of Dioscorea cayenensis subsp. rotundata (Guinea yam), 1253 nucleotides long. Its product is annotated as heterogeneous nuclear ribonucleoprotein H. Gene Ontology annotation, molecular function: RNA binding. The record is from RefSeq and is a predicted model, not a curated record. The transcript has 2 exons. Lineage: Eukaryota; Viridiplantae; Streptophyta; Magnoliopsida; Dioscoreales; Dioscoreaceae. Bases 123 to 1001 code for a protein of 292 amino acids. Gene Ontology annotation, cellular component: ribonucleoprotein complex.
AUAUAUAAUGAAAUCUUUGAUUCAAGCUCUAGGGCGUCGGAGGGAAAGAGGGAAUUCUCGUUUUCGAUUCCAAAGCUACGACUUUUGGCGAUUCUAAGGUGGAGAAAGAGGCAGAGGAGAUCAUGUACGGGUCUAGAGGGGCUAUGUUGGGGAGCGGGGGGGUUUCAGACGGGUACGAGGGCACAAAGAGGGCACGAAUGAUGGAAUCAAAUCCCUACUUCGCAGUGAGCAGUGGUGCUGGCUCAGAUGGGUUCAACAAUGGCUCCAAGAGGCCGCGGACCAUGGAAUCAAGCCCUUACUUCUCGACAAGAGGUGGCAUUAGCAGUUUCCAGCAGCCUUAUGGCUAUGGAGGUGGAAGCCUCGGUGCUUUUCCUGUGGUCCGCUUGCGAGGCCUUCCAUUCAACUGUGAUGAUCUAGACAUCUACAAAUUCUUUUCUGGUUUAGAUGUGGUGGACUGCUUAUUAGUCAAUAAGAAUGGGCGCUUCUCUGGUGAGGCCUUUGUUGUUUUUCCGUCUAUGAUGCAGACCGAGUUUGCUCUCCAGAAGGAUAGACAGAACAUGGGCCGAAGAUAUAUUGAGGUAUUUAGAGGUAGUAAGAUGGAAUAUUACCAUGCUAUCGCUGCUGAGGUGAACAGUGGUGGAGCAACAGAGCAUGAAUAUCGCCGUGGAUCACCUGUUUCUCGGCCAAAGAAAUCCUUUGAGGAUAAGGACCAGAUGGAGUACACUGAGGUCCUUAAACUUCGGGGGCUACCAUACUCAGCUACCAAGUCUGACAUUGUCGAUUUCUUUGGCGAGGAGUUUGGACUCAGCGAGGAGAAUGUGCAAAUUGCCUGCCGUUCAGAUGGGAAAGCAACUGGUGAGGCAUUCGUUGAAUUCGAAUCAGCAGAGAUGGCCAAGAAGGCUAUGUGCAAGGACAAGAUGAUGAUAGGCUCUAGAUACGUCGAGUUGUUCCUAUCAACACCGGAGGAAGCGAAGAGGGCUGAAUUCAGAUCUAGACAAUGAAUAGCUGAUGAUAGACAAGAUGAACAUGUGUUUGAUUGGUAAUUCCAUUGUCACUGCUACUUUUUUCUGCGGUCACAGUUGUAACAUUUUUUUUUUUUCCUUUUUUGUUUUUUCUUGAGCUAACAUUUAGUCAGUUGAUGACUGUCUGAAAGUUUUCUCCUGUAUUCUAUAUGAUAAAAUUUCGUAUUUGUAGUUCUGCAGCUGAAAAUUUUUUCAGUAAAUCUGAUAAAGGACCUUGUGAUGUUUCUCAAA